GACUUGACCGGUGCGUACGACUGACGCCUCGGUUGGGCAGAGAAAGGUACUGAUGCGUACUCUUAAAAUUGCCCAUUUUCAUCCGUGUUCACUGAAACACGAAGAAAUGUCGCAGCUGCCUGAGGACGUCACUGUCGACAUACUCUGCCGGUUGCCGGUGAAGGACCUAGUACGGUUCAAGGCGGUGUCGCCGCGUUGGCGUGCCCUAAUCGAGAGUUCAGAAUUCGCCAAGUUGCAUCUCAAUCGCUCCAUCCAAACCCGCGCCAAUCUCGGCCUCAUCCUCAGGGAUGAGCACCUCCACGCCGUCGAUUUCGAUUCGCUGGACGGCACGGUACAGGCCGUAGAGCUCCACUACCAUCCUUUGCGGUGCCAGGACUACAGCACCAAGGUUUGGGGCUCUUGUAAUGGGAUUAUUUGUUUAUCGAAUUCGUUCGAUAGCGUAGUUCUCUGGAACCCUUCGACUCGGAAAUAUCGGAAAUUGCCUGACUCUUCGGUUGAGCUCGAGGAGAAAUGGAGGUAUUAUGAGAAUAGGAUUUAUGGGUUUGGGUAUGACAGCGUUAGUGAUGAUUAUAAAGUGGUGAGAAUUGUUAUGCUCGAAGGGAUGCAUGAUGAUGAAUCUUUUCACUAUGAGGCUAAAGCUUAUAGUUUGAAGGCGAAUUCAUGGCAUAGAGUUGGGAAGUUCCCUCAUCACCCCCAUUUGAAAAGAACAGGCGGUGUGCUAGUUAAAGGUGCGUUGCACUGGGUUGUAAAUGAAGAACCUCAGAUUUCUAGGGCUGGCUUGAUUGUUGCUUUUGAUCUGGGGUGCGAGGGAUAUAGAUUGGUGCCACAGCCCGAGUAUUCGGAUCUGAACUUUUUAAUGAAUGUGGAGAGAUUGGGUGAAUGCCUCUCAGUUGUUUGCUAUUAUUACUAUUGUAAACAUGUUCAUGUAUGGGUGAUGAAUGGUUAUGGAGUAAAAGAGUCUUGGACUAAGUUGAUCUCGGUGAAUGAACAAAGUGUAAUUAGGUAUAUGCAGUUUGUGAGGCCUGUUGGUUAUUCAAAGAAUGGAGAAGAAGUGCUCUUGCAAUUGGACGGAACUAGGCUUCUUUGGUAUGAUCUUAAAAGGAACCAGGGCAGGCAGGUUAAGAUCCGUGGCUUACAAGAGCUCAUGCAAGUAGAGAUGUGUGUGGGAACCCUUGUCUCACUUGAUGAUGGUGGUGAAGGCAAUGGGAAGAAGCAACAAGAACAAGAAGAUAGGAAUAUGGGCAAUUUCCUGUCAAAUGGGUUCAAGCUGGUGCUAUAAGCUACUGGAAGAAGAAACAAAAGAGGCAUAUGGUGAAGAGAAUAGCCCGCAGGUAACAUACAUGCGCAUAUGUGCAAGAGAAUUGGGCAACAAAUUGUUCUAAAAGAACCUAGCUGGCAGCACCUGAUGAAAAGGGAAGGAGUGUGCCAAGGAACUUGCUUCUAGGGGCUGGUAUAAACUUGGCUAUGAAUGGUAUGAACUUGGCUAUCAAAAGCUGGUGGUCAUGCUGUUGGCAACUGUUAAAGAAAGGAUUUGGGAAAUUAAUCUGCUGGAACAAAAUAUUUUCAAAGAAAUUAUUGUCCCGGAGUUCCCAUUAAAUGGCUGGAAAGAACUGAGAGGGGGCUUGAUGGCCUUUUUGCUUUCUUUUACAGUUGGAGCAAAGGCUACUGGUUGCAAAUCUUUUCUUCAUGCAUUGACUAUUCCUUCUUGGCUUGCUUACCCUGAAGACUUUUCCUGCAUCUAGGUUGUGUUUGUGGAAGUUUAUCUGGAUUCUUGUGUGCCUAAGGUUAAUGGGUAGGCCAUAGUCUAGUGUGGGUGGGAAUAUCUGGAUUUUUCGUUUUUGUUUUUAGUCCUUCAUCUCCAACUUGGUUGGAACAUGCCAACACUUUGCAACUUGUUAAUGAAGCAUUGUGGAGCAUGAAACAUUGUUGGAUAUUUGAACAUGACAAAUACUCACUUGAUAAAACCCUUUUGGGACACACUUUUCUCUUUAAUUUUGAAGCUGGAUAAGGUUUUGAUUAUAAUUCUAGAGGUGGACAUUUGCUUGUGGGAUGUGAAUAUUUUUUAAGAAAAAGAUCAGGUGAUUUCACAGGAUUGUAGGAUAUCCAGACUCCAGAAGCCAGUAAGCUUUUGAUUCAGGUUCAAAUGUGUAUUGGUAGAGGCAACAUGAGGACUAGCUCCCUGCCGGAGAAGGCCACACUGACCUUCUCAUGCAGUCCCAGUUGUCUAACAUGGCUUGAAUACCAGUACACACUACACCCCUCAUUCUCAGUUGCUGAUUUUGAUGCUCGAUGUCAGGCUAUGGAAGUUUGGCUGCACGCCAACAUCGGCCUUGCUUAUUCUCCAAACGUUAUGAUUUCUAAUGGAGUUGGCCCCAGAUUGAUUUCACACAUGGAUGAAGGCUCAGCCUUUCCUCCUGGGCCCAGUUAUGCUCAGCUCAAGUCACAGGCUGGCUGUCUACGACUUUUGACCCAUUCGCAGUUCUCCAUAGUUCAGUAUCUUUUUCUGAAAGAUUAGCCCACCUUGUGAUCCUAUUAUGCUGCUGGUUGUGAUGGAAUUGCUCUUAGGAACUCCCCUUCUGCACCAGGUUUUUUCUUUGUUCUGAAGCCUUUUGAGCUUGGUCAAAAGGGUGUUGCACGUGGGGACAGUUUUCUCUCCUUUGGGGAUCAAGGGCCCAGUCUUGCCAUUGAAGGAGUCCACUGAUAGAGCGAACUUCUCAGAAGAUUCCUUCAAGCAACUAUACUUUUUUCUCAAUCCCUCUCUUGGUAAACAGUGGCAUUUGGAGCUCUUCGAAAAAGGAUGGCAGGUUAGAUCUUAAGAGCGAUAGAGAGCUUAAAAAGCUCGCUUGUGAUAUCAAUUAUGAGUAGGAAGGGCGUCAAAGGACCUGAUUUGAGGGCAAAAAUGUUAAGCAAGCUUCUUCAUUUACAAUGUACAUGUUUUCUCUUGGAAUAGUUAGGGGUUUAAACAAUGCAUAAAGAAUUGCCAGUUAGUUUGUCUUAUUUUGUUUCCUAUAAACUGAGUUUGAUUCUAUUUAUUUGGCUAUCAUUAGGCGCAUUUUAGAUAGUUUUUGGGUUGAUUAUGUGUCCUUGGACACUUCCCGUGCAGCGGGUGAUUUUUCAAUUCUUUGGGGUUCGAGAAUUGUAAAUAAAUUAGGAGUCCGGGAUGUUCCUUGUUCUAUUUCUUGUAAAUUUAGUAAUAAUGGUGAAUGAUGAUUAUUUUUGGUGGAUUU
This is a messenger RNA of Diospyros lotus (date-plum), 3227 nucleotides long. RefSeq names its product F-box protein CPR1-like. The coding region runs from base 53 to 1279 and encodes 408 amino acids. The record is from RefSeq and is a predicted model, not a curated record. Lineage: Eukaryota; Viridiplantae; Streptophyta; Magnoliopsida; Ericales; Ebenaceae. The transcript is spliced from 3 exons. Gene Ontology annotation, molecular function: protein binding.